Molecule: messenger RNA, 852 nt
Organism: Candidozyma haemuli
Lineage: Eukaryota; Fungi; Ascomycota; Pichiomycetes; Serinales; Metschnikowiaceae
Exons: 1
Coding region: 1-852 (283 amino acids)
Source: RefSeq, a predicted model, not a curated record
AUGAGCUACACGCCUGACCCGUUCUGGUACUCCCAGGGCUGCGUCUUCACGAGCGAUGUUCUCCAGUCUCAAUGGCUGAAGCACGGAUGGCUUUUCACCCACAACGGACUACUUGUCCCUAUCAAUUGGGCCCCCGGCGAGUUCGACUACUUCUGGACGACCGCCGUCCACGGUUGCAGUGACUUCAGAGCCAGAGACAUCGCUCAGCAGAUAUACUGGCAUAAGCUCUAUGACAACUACAGUGAGAGGAACGAAUGGCUAGCAAACUACGACGCCAUAGUAGAGUUUUAUAACCAGCGCUUCGAGGAAGCUAAGUGGGGAAAGAAGAAACAAGAUCAGGAGGAGGAGUUGACGACGACGCCGGCCGCCACGACGAAGGAUGAGGAUUUGCCGGUCUGUGAGAAGGUUGUAUCUGACGACAAGAACAAGUGCACCAAGGUCACUGACGAUAAGACCAAGGAGCAAAACAUUGCCGACACCGUUGCCGACAAGGAUGGCGAUGUCAAAGAAGAAGUUAAAGAGAUUGUUGUCGCUCAAUUGGGCGACAAGGACGACUCCAGUUCUGACACUGGAAACACUAUCACGGACAAACAACAGGAGGCUAGCACCGCCGAGACAACUCCAGAACAGCUGCCGAAAGCAGCUAAGACUACAUUGGUCUCUCCUGAAUCCGAUCCCGUUGAGUUGGGGAGCUCGACGUCGGUCAAGACUACAAGGACCCGCAAGGUGCCUAAGGUGAAGCCUCUGAAGAACCGUGAGAAGAGAAGCGCUAAGAAGGCCGCCAAGAAGGCCGCUCUGAACAACUUGGAGGAUCAGAGUAAGAUGUUUAAGCUUUCGAAGCUUGGAAGAUGA